This is a messenger RNA of Nerophis ophidion (straightnose pipefish), 9767 nucleotides long. RefSeq names its product UDP-GlcNAc:betaGal beta-1,3-N-acetylglucosaminyltransferase 2b (gene b3gnt2b). Lineage: Eukaryota; Metazoa; Chordata; Actinopteri; Syngnathiformes; Syngnathidae. Gene Ontology annotation, molecular function: hexosyltransferase activity. The coding region runs from base 761 to 1951 and encodes 396 amino acids. Gene Ontology annotation, cellular component: membrane. The record is from RefSeq and is a predicted model, not a curated record. The transcript is spliced from 3 exons.
AGUGUGCGUUUUAAGGAGACACUGCAAAAAUGAUAGUCAAAGAUCCUGUAUACAACAGGACACUAUAGUGUUUUGAAGGAGAUACAGCAAAAAUGCAAGUCAAAGAUCCUGCAUCUGACAAAAGUUUUGCUGCUAUUUUUGAGGACCAAUUACAAAAAAAUGAAGGCUCGCCAAAGACCCUCCGUAUGAAAGUGUUGGAUUAGGUCCGCAGUGACGUCAUGGAAGAACCCUGAGAGGUCCGCAGGUGUGUGUGAGUGUGCUCUAAGGAUAUUCUACCUGUUGAGGUGCUACCUUUUUCUAAUAUUACUCAGUUUAUCAUUGUGAGACAAACUUUGUGCGUGCGCGCGCAUGUGUGUGUGUGUGUUCGUGGGUGUAGCCUGGCCACGCCCAGCGAGCGCGUGACGCUGGCUGCGAGCACGAGCUUCCAGACGAGAGCGCGUUCAAGUCAGCAACACUUCCGUCCUCCUCGUCCCCAAUGGCGGUGCUGUUGGUAGUCCACUAUCCGGGCUAAAUAUCUGUCUCUUUCCUUCAAAAAAGACCGCCAAGGAACAAACACAGGACUCCUUUUUUUUUCCCCCCUGACGGAGACUCCAGGCUCUUCGGCGAGUGAGGAAAACCGAAGGAGUUUGUGUUCCAAAGUAAGCGUAGGUUGGAGCUCCCCCAGCCUUCCCCCGCCUCGAGCCCGUUCGACUGCUCUGCUGCACAGGGCACGGCCAAGUAUGGGGUAAGAAGGCAGAGAGGCAACAUUACAGCACAGGUCAUGGCGGUGCUGCGGGUGAGGCUGAAGGUGGUGGUGAUGGUGAUGAUGGUGAACCUCUUCAUCUUCCUCCUGGUGUUCUGUCACGGCAGCCGGGACAAGAGUAGCCUCUUCAAAAUCAUAUUCACCUUGAAGCCCUUCUGGAGAAGAAUGGCGCCCAGUCCGGCUUACUGGAACCGUCAGCAGCAGAUCUUGGACUUUUGGAACAACCCGAUCCUGUCCAACCGCAGCCAGGGGGAACUGCCCGACUGGCUGAACGGCACCCAGGUGCACUACGACGCCUGCCGGCCAGACGUCUCUGUCAGCACUCAGGUGAAGGACUACAACACCCUGCCCGAGCGCUUCAAGGACUUCCUGCUUCACAUGCACUGCCGCUCCUACCCCAUUCUGGUGGACCAGCCCGACAUCUGCAACAAGCCCCCCUUCCUGCUCCUGGCCGUCAAAUCACUGGCGCUGAAUUUCGCCCGCCGCCAGGCCAUCCGCCAGUCGUGGGGGCGGGCGGGCGUGGUGGCCAAUCGGACCGUGGUCACCGUCUUCCUCCUGGGCCGAGCCUUGACGGGAGACGACCACCCGGACGUGUCUGACAUGCUGGCCUACGAGAGCACCCUCUACCGAGACAUCCUCCAGUGGGACUACAGGGACUCCUUCUUCAACCUAACCCUCAAGGAGGUCCUGUUCCUGGACUGGGUUCAGGCGCGCUGUCCCAACGCCAGCUUCGUCUUCAAAGGGGACGACGACGUCUUCGUCAACACGUACGGCAUCUUGAGCUUCCUGCACAGCCUUUCGGAGGCCAAAGCGGCCGACCUUUUCGUGGGCGACGUCAUCACCAACGCGGGGCCGCACCGGGACAAGAAGGGCAAGUACUUCAUCCCGGACAGCAUGUUCGUGGGGUCCUACCCUCCGUACGCCGGGGGCGGCGGAUACCUCUACUCCAGGAGCGUGGCCGCUCGCCUGCACGAGGCGUCGGCCCGCGUGGCGCUGUACCCGAUAGACGACGUGUACACGGGCAUGUGCCUGCUGAAGGUGGCGCUGGCCCCCGAGAAGCACAAAGGCUUCCGGACCUUCAACAUCGAGGAGAAGUACAGGAACAACCCCUGCGCCUACAAGAGCCUCAUGCUCGUCCACCCGAGGACGCCGCAGGAGAUGAUCCGGAUCUGGUCCUGGCUCAGCCAACCAGACCUCAGCUGCCAGUGAGCAUCGGCGGGCUGAGCGCUUUCCAAAAGGUCAAACGUCUCACUCGAGCCGGGGUCACGACUUUUCACGAUAGCAGUUUGAAGCCCGGAAUGAAAGUGUUAGUAUUAAAAACGUCUGCUUUGCUGUACAGAGAGCUGCCACCAAAUCGUCGGCGUCUUCAUCCGCGUGCGCGCACAUAUUUAUUUAUGAAAUAUUUAAAUGUCACGCUUUAACACUGGCUGUUCCACAAGGGGGCGCCCAAACGCUGUAUUGUAUACUCUGUGAGGAAACAAGUCCAGGUUGUGUUCAUGGGGUUAUUGCUGCCGGGACGCUAGCUUACCCAGGAACAUUACAUGAAUAAAGUUAUUUUUAAACGGAAAGGUCUGUAAUGUUGGAAGUAGUCCUGAGUUCUACUCCCGGGUUACCUGAGGGUUUUCAGCUCGGUCGCAGAUGUCAAAUGUUAAGAGGCCUGUCUUUUUUCAAAGUUAACACUCAACAAAGGUAAUGCUGUAUUUUCCAGACUAUAGAACUAUAUAAGCCGCCUCCACAAAAUAAAUAAAAAAAUAAAUUCUUCCAUUAAUUAGCCGCAGAUAUAUAUACAUUGUGAAAUUAGUUAUUUACAUUGUAAAUGUUCAUACCUUAAUUGUUUCCAAACUGUCUGUAACACGGCAGUAAAACGGCUGAUCAAACAAAACACAAGUCAUCGUCAUGGACCCACUUGCUGCGUAAGCGAGCUCCAAUCAGCUAAACAGACUCAAUAACCCCACGGUGACGUGUUGGUAAAUUUACGAAACUGAAACUAAACAAAAAGAAGGCCACUUUAAGUUAAUAAUACCAACAUAGACACUCGUAAAUGUGUUAGCAUAUUAGCUAGCUUCAUUACAUCACGAUGGCACGUACAAAUAUGCGUGAAAACAUUCCUACCGACAUCGCACAUGGGACGGUCUAGUGAGUAAGAAUUGUUUUAGUUAUAUUGUAAAACUUACAAUUGCUUGGAGUGAUGAAUGACGAAUCCCUACGAGUUGAAACGCUUUGAGACGUUAUACUUCCGGUUUAAGGCAUUAAAACAGGACAUAGCGUUUUCAGCACGUGCAGUGGGCACACCUUUUCAGUGCUUGGGUUUGAUUAAAAGUAAAACACAACCUUUUGGCCAUUAGGCAAAAGUAAAUCCACAAAUUUGCCGCACCGUUUUGUAAGUCGCAGGGUUCAAAGUGUAGAAAAAGAGUAGCGGCUUAUAGUCCGAAAUUUACGGUACUUCCUUGUGGCUGCAGGCUAACAGUCUGCUGCUGGUCCCUCAGGGCCCCCCAGUAUUUACGUUGGACUUCUCUGGUCCUCAUCGUUCCAUGGCGGAAUAAAAGGACAAAACUGAAAAUUAGCUUAUAGAGCUUUUAGUAAAAUGCGUGUUGACACAUUUGACAGCGUCUAUGCACUCUUAGCGUCCUCGCUAGUGAGCUGGCAGCUAACGUCCCUCCGCAAUGCGAGUCACUAAUUCUGACGGAAAAAUUAACUACUUUUACAACUAUCACUGGAGGACUAGCGGAAGGGCAAAACAUGCUAGACUACUCACCACAGGAGGAUAGAGGACGCUGUGAUAGAGCUUUUGAAUGUAAACGGGGUGGACGGAUCGAUACAAAUAUCCACAGUACUAAUACCAAGUUUAGCGUCAGUGAAUGGUCAAUACCACAAAAUAGUUUUUGUUAUUGUUAACAAACUCUGGAAGUUAUUAGUUUUAGUGCAAUGACUAAAGGAUUUAAAUCCGCCAAUAGUGGUUUAGUUAUUUUGCACUUUUGAAUUUAUUUUGCUCCAAAUAUUGUACAUAAUUAAAGGGAAUAAGGAAAUAAUUAACAUGUUUAAUUUAUAUUUUUACUGAUUAUGAUUGUGAUAUAGCAUUAAUAUGACCGACACUGCCUCUAAAUAUACAGUAUUGAUUCGAUAUCAAAUUCGUACUAUCACCCAAAAACGGAUGUAAAGUGUCCAAACAACCCUAGAAUUAGGGUUUAUUAUUUUAACAAAAGUGUUUAUAGAACAUGUUACAACAGAAAGUAACCAGAUAUAAACAGUAAAUUAAUACUAGGUUUUCAGACAAUACUACAAGCGGAAAUUAUGUAAUAUUUUACUGCACACAUCAGCAGCCACAUUAGGACCCUUUGUGACCCGUUUUGAAAUGCGUCUAUAAUCAUUUUUAUUCCAAAUAAUAUACCGUCAAUGGCAGGAGGCUGAAAUAUGUAUGGCGAUAUCGAUUUUAAGGCCGUAUCGCCCACCCCCUGUUUCAAGUGCCUCCAUGCCGACAGGAGAGAUUUUUAUUCCAAAUAAUACACCGUUAAUGGCAGGAGGCUGGAAUAUAGAAGUAAGGCCGUAUCGCCCAUCCCCUGCUUCAAGUGCAUCCAUGAUGACAGGAAAUAUUUUUAAUUCCAAAUAAUACACCGUUAAUGGCAGGAGGCUGGAAUAUGUAUGGCGAUGACAGCAAAGUUUCUUAUUCCAAAUAAUACACCGUCAAUGGCAGGAGGGUGGAAUAUGUAUGGCGAUAUCAAUGUAAGGCCGUAUCGCCCACCCCCGCCUUAAGUGCAUCCAUGAUGACAUGAAAUAUUUUUAAUUCCAAAUAUUAUACCGUUAAUGGCAAGAGGCUGGAAUUUGUAUGGCGAUAUCGAUGUAAGGCCGUAUCGCCCACCCCCUGCUUUAAGUGCAUCCAUGAUGACAGGAAAGAUUUUUAAUUCCAAAUAAUACACCGUUAAUGGCAGGAGGCUGGAAUAUGUAUGGCGAUGACAGCAAAGUUUCUUAUUCCAAAUAAUACACCAUCAAUGGCAGGAGGGUGGAAUAUGUAUGGCGAUAUCAAUGUAAGGCCGUAUCGCCCACCCCCGCCUUAAGUGCAUCCAUGAUGACAUGAAAUAUUUUUAUUUCCAAAUAUUAUACCGUUAAUGGCAAGAGGCUGGAAUUUGUAUGGCGAUAUCGAUGUAAGGCCGUAUCGCCCACCCCCUGCUUUAAGUGCAUCCAUGAUGACAGGAAAGAUUUUUAAUUCCAAAUAAUACACCGUUAAUGGCAGGAGGCUGGAAUUGUAAGGCGAUAUCGAUGUAAGGCUGUAUCGCCCACCCCCUGUUUCAAGUGCGUCCAUGAUGACAGAAAAUAUAUUUAUUCAAAAUAAUAUACCGUUAAUGGCAGGAGGCUGGAAUAUAGAUGUAAGGCCGUAUCGCACAUCCCCUGCUUCAAGUGCAUCCAUGAUGACAGGAAAUGUUUUUAAUUCCAAAUAAUACACCGUUAAUGGCAGGAGGCUGGAAUAUGUAUGGCGAUGACAGCAAAGUUUCUUAUUCCAAAUAAUACACCAUCAAUGGCAGGAGGGUGGAAUAUGUAUGGCGAUAUCAAUGUAAGGCCGUAUCGCCCACCCCCGCCUUAAGUGCAUCCAUGAUGACAUGAAGUAUUUUUAAUUCCAAAUAUUAUACCGUUAAUGGCAAGAGGCUGGAAUUUGUAUGGCGAUAUCGAUGUAAGGCCGUAUCGCCCACCCCCUGCUUUAAGUGCAUCCAUGAUGACAGGAAAGAUUUUUAAUUCCAAAUAAUACACCGUUAAUGGCAGGAGGCUGGAAUUGUAAGGCGAUAUCGAUGUAAGGCUGUAUCGCCCACCCCCUGUUUCAAGUGCGUCCAAGAUGACAGAAAAUAUAUUUAUUCCAAAUAAUAUACCGUUAAUGGCAGGAGGCUGGAAUAUAGAUGUAAGGCCGUAUCGCACAUCCCCUGCUUCAAGUGCAUCCAUGAUGACAGGAAAUAUUUUUAAUUCCAAAUAAUACACCGUUAAUGGCAGGAGGAUGGAAUAUGUAUGGCGAUGACAGCAAAGUUUCUUAUUCCAAAUAAUACACCUUCAAUGGCAGGAGGGUGGAAUAUGUAUGGCGAUAUCAAUGUAAGGCCGUAUCGCCCACCCCCGCCUUAAGUGCAUCCAUGAUGACAGGAAAUAUUUUUAAUUCCAAAUAUUAUACCGUUAAUGGCAAGAGGCUGGAAUUUGUAUGGCGAUAUCGAUGUAAGGCUGUAUCGCCCACCCCAUGCUUCAAGUGCGUCCAUGAUGACAGGAAAGAUAUUUAUUACAAAUAAUAUACCGUUAAGGGCAGGAGGCUGGAAUAUAGAUGUAAGGCCGUAUCGCCCACCCCCUGCUUCAAGUGCAUCCAUGAUGACAGGAAAGAUUUUUAAUUCCAAAUAAUACACCGUUAAUUGCAGGAGGCUGGAAUUUGUAUGGCGAUAUCGAUGUAAGGCCGUAUCGCACAUCCCCUGCUUCAGGUGCAUCCAUGAUGACAGCAAAGAUUUUUAUUCCCAAUAAUACACCGUUAAUGGUAGGAGGCUGGAAUAUAGAUGUAAAGCCGUAUCGCCCAUCACCUGCUUCAGGUGCAUCCAUGAUGACAGAAAAGUUUUUUAAUUCCAAAUAAUACCCCGUUAAUGGCAGGAGGCUGGAAUAUGUAUGGCGAUGACAGCAAAGAUAUAUAUGGCGAUAUCGAUGUAAGGCCGUAUCGCCCACCCCCUGCUUUAAGUGCAUCCAUGAUGACAGGAAAGAUUUUUAUUACAAAUAAUACACCGUUAAUGGCAGGAGGCUGGAAUAUGUAUGCUGGAAUAUGUAUGGCAAUAUCAAUGUAAGGCCGUAUCGCCCACCCCCUGUUUUAAGUGCGUCCAUGAUGACAGGAAAGAUAUUUAUUCCAAAUAAUAUACCGUUAAUGGCAGGAGGCUGGAAUAUGUAUAGCGAUAUCGAUGUAAUGCCGUAUCACCACCCCCUGCUUUAAGAGCAUCCAUGAUGACAGGAAAUAUUUUUAAUUCCAAAUAAUAUACCGUUUAUGGCAGGAGGCUGGAAUAUGUAUGGCGAUAUCGAUGUAAGGCCGUAUCGCCCACCCUCUGCUUUAAGUGCGUCCAUAAUGACAGCAAAGAUUUUUAUUCCCAAUAAUACACCGUUAAUGGUAGGAGGCUGGAAUAUAGAUGUAAAGCCGUAUCGCCCAUCACCUGCUUCAGGUGCAUCCAUGAUGACAGAAAAGUUUUUUAAUUCCAAAUAAUACCCCGUUAAUGGCAGGAGGCUGGAAUAUGUAUGGCGAUGACAGCAAAGUUUCUUAUUCCAAAUAAUAUGCCGUUAAUGGCAGGAGGGUGGAAUAUAUAUGGCGAUAUCGAUGUAAGGCCGUAUCGCCCACCCCCGCCUUAAGUGCAUCCAUGAUGACAGGAAAUAUUUUUAAUUCCAAAUAUUAUACCGUUAAUGGCAGGAAGCUGGAAUUUGUAUGGCGAUAUCGAUGUAAGGCCGUAUCGCCCACCCCCUGCUUCAAGUGCGUCCAUGAUGACAGGAAAGAUAUUUAUUCCAAAUAAUAUCCCGUUAAUGGCAGGAGGCUGGAAUUUGUAUGGCGAUAUCGAUGUAAGGCCGUAUCGCCCACCCCCUGCUUCAAGUGCAUCCAUGAUGAUGGGAAAGAUUUUUUUCAAUUCCAAAUAAUACAGCGUUAAUGGCAGGAGGCUGGAAUAUAGAUGUAAGGCCGUAUCGCACAUCCCCUGCUUCAAGUGCAUCCAUAAUGACAGGAAAGUAUUUUAGUUCCAAAUAAUACCCCGUUAAUGGCAGGAGGCUGGAAUAUGUAUGGCGAUAUCAAUGUAAGGCCGUGAUGACAGCAAAGAUUCUUAUUCCAAAUAAUAUACCGUCAAUGGCAGGAGGCUGGAAUAUGUAUGACGAUAUCGAUGUAAGGCCGUAUCGCACACCCUUUGCUUCAAGUGCGUCCAUGAUGACAGCAAAGCUUCUUAUUCCAAAUAAUACACCGUCAAUGGCAGGACGCUGGAAUAUGUAUGGCGAUAUCGAUAUAAGGCCGUAUCGCCCACCCCCUGCUUUAAGUGCAUCCAUGAUGACAGGAAAGAUUUUUAUUACAAAUAAUACACCGUUAAUGGCAGGAGGCUGGAAUAUGUAUGCUGGAAUAUGUAUGGCAAUAUCAAUGUAAGGCCGUAUCGCCCACCCCCUGUUUUAAGUGCGUCCAUGAUGACAGGAAAGAUAUUUAUUCCAAAUAAUAUACCGUUAAUGGCAGGAGGCUGGAAUUUGUAUAGCGAUAUCGAUGUAAGGCCAUAUCGCACAUCCCCUGCUUCAAGUGCAUCCAUGAUGACAGGAAAUAUUUUCAAUUCCAAAUAAUACACCGUCAAUGGCAGGAGGCUAGAAUUUGUAUAGCGAUAUCGAUGUAAGGCCGUAUCGCCCACCCCUUGCUUCAAGUGCAUCCAUGAUGACAGGAAAGCUUUUUAAUUCCAAAUAAUACACCGUCAAUGGCAGGAGGCUAGAAUUUGUAUAGCGAUAUCGGUGUAAGGCCGUAUCGCCCACUCCCUUCCUUAAGUGCAUCCAUGGUGACAGGAAAACAUUCUUAUUCCAAAUAAUACACCGUUACUGGCAGGAGGCUGGAAUAUGUAUGGCGAUAUCAAUGUAAUGCCGUAUCGCCAACCCCUGCUUCAAAUGCAUCCAUGAUGACAGGGAAAUUUUUUUAUUCCAAAUAAUACACCAUUAAUGGCAGGAGGCUGGAAUUUGUAUGGCGAUAUCGAUGUAAGGCCGUAUCGCCCGCCCCCUGCUUCAAUUGCGUCCAUGAUGAUGGGAAAGAUUUUUUUUCAAUUCCAAAUAAUACAGCGUUAAUGGCAGGAGGCUGGAAUAUGUAUAGCGAUAUCGAUGUAAUGCCGUAUCACCGCCCCCUGCUUUAAGAGCAUCCAUGAUGACAGGAAAUAUUUUUAAUUCCAAAUAUUUUACCGUUUAAGGCAGGAGGCUGGAAUAUGUAUGGUGAUAUCGAUGUAAGGCUGUAUCGCCCACCCCCUGCUGCAAGUGCGUCCAUGACGGAUCCAUGUUGCUGCACAGGAAAGAUUUUUAUUCCGAAAGGUCACAAUAGGAAAGAAACAUGAAAGCUAAAACUCUAUAAACUCAAGAUGAUGCUCAAAAAUUGCUCAUAUGUCUAUCUAUAUAUAUAUGUAUAUAUAUAUAUAUAUUUUGUUUUGUAUUGAAGAUCACCUCAGCCGAGACUUAAAUAUUAUUUUACAAAAAAAAUCUUAAUAUUUUCAUUGUUUGUUUUUUUUUUUGUCAAAAGAAGAGAAAGUAUACGCGGCGUUGUAAAUGUUUAUGGUCUGAUUGGAACUUUCCAGAAGUAUUUUCCUACUUAUUAGUGCCUUAGCGUUUUAUUUCAUUCAGCCAUGAUUGUCUAUUGCUACAAUAAUUUCAUAUGCGUGUCUCUAAUAUUCUAAUUUUUUUUUCGCUUUUCACUAUUUUUGAUCACUUUCAUGCAAUUGUGUGCAGCUAUGGAAUCAUUUUGGCCUCACAUUUAACUGGAAAAUUAUAUUUUCUUUUUCAAUCCCCCCCACUGCAUUACUACCAUUAGUACCAUUAGUACUAUUAGUACCAUUAGUACUAUCAGUACUAUUAGUACUAUUAGGUUUCAGCUUUAUGUGACAAUGAAUGUUAAGACUCCCCCUGCUGGUCAGGGUGCUCACCUACAUGCAACAGUACCAUGGUGUUUUUGGAGAAGUGUUCUCCAGACUUUCUUGAUCUUCUUGGGUUUGUUCCGUUUGCGUUAAGCCAGUCUCGGUGAUCACGUGAUGCAACCUUUGACCCUGUCGAACUAGUCCGGUCGACUCCCUGGUGGACAAUCGGCUCCCUCGGUGUCACUUGAUCAGAUACUUGAAGACUUCAAAGGUCGUCCAUGAUUGACAGACUUGGACUUCAACUCAUUUUUUUAAUUUUCUUUAAACGCUGGCUUGUUUUUUGCUGAUGCAAACACUGGUAAUGUUGUUAACUUGUUGUACUGGUAAAGGUGUUGUACUGGGAAAGCUUUUGCAACUUUGACUGGUAGAGGUAUUACAACUUGUUUUACUGAUAAAAAUCUUUAACAAUU